Molecule: messenger RNA, 324 nt
Organism: Gongylonema pulchrum
Lineage: Eukaryota; Metazoa; Nematoda; Chromadorea; Rhabditida; Gongylonematidae
Source: the annotation of a GenBank genome assembly
AUGGCGAUGAUGAAUGGUUCCGAGUGUGAUAGGGCAGUGGUGAACGUAUACACAACAGCAUCCACGGUGGAGCAGUGCUCGCGCACCGAACUUCUGGCCUUCGUCAACAGCUUCAUUGGGACGAGGUUCACGCAUAUUGAGGAGAUGGCCACCGGGGCCGCGUAUUGCCAGCUAACGGACGUACUUUUCCCGGGUAGAUUACCGCUUAAAAAGGUGAAAUUCAACUCGAGCAAGGAGAGUGAUUGGAUUUCCAACUGGCACAUUCUGCAAAUGGUGUGGGAUAGAAUCGGAGUGCGAAAGGUAUUGUUACCUCAUGCAUUUUGA